UUGUGUUUGCAGAAGCGGAAGCUGGUGAAGAGUUAGAAGGGAGGAAGGAGGGAACGAGCAGCAACGCAGCCAACACCACACCACACCACAUCCACAACCGCAACAACUGUGCACCAUGUCUGGCGGGCUGAGCAAUGCGGACUUUAUGAAGAUGGUGGCGCAGACGCCACGCCGCGACCAAACCCCGAUGGCGGAGAGCCUGGGCACUUCCAAGAAAACUGCGUCCUCCUCUUCGUCAUCAUCGUCGUCCACGGCAGCAGCUGCCAAGAAGAAGGCGCGCAAGAAGAAAAAGGCGUCUGAGUAUGAGGAGAUACAACGACGACAGAAGGAGCUCGCGGAGAAGUAUCGCGAUCGUGCUGCAGAGCGCCGCAAGGGCAUGAACAAGGACUUUCAAGAAGCCGAGGCCAUCAAAACCGCGCUGGAAAACGCAGAGGCGCCGCUGUUUGGCACCGAGGAGGAAGGCGAAGCAGGGGCUGAGUCGCGGGAGGUUGCACGUGAGCGACGCCGGCGACUGAUUGAAGAGUCGAAGUAUCUCGGAGGUGACAUUUCCCGCACCCAUCUUGUCAAGGGUCUCGAUUUGGCCCUCCUUGAGAAGGUCAGCAGGCGCAUGGCGUAUGUGUUUUCGACGGCGACGGAGGACGCAAUUGCAACAGCGCACGACAUACCAACGACAGUCAUCCGAUCAAAGGCAGAGGUGGACGCCCGCGCAGACAAGGAGCAGCAGCCGGUGACGACCAACGACAUUGUGAUCAACAAGUUGACGGAGAUUUUGUCGUACAUUCGCACGGGCCAGCGCGGCCACCGGCGCCGCCGAAAGAAGAAGGACAAAGCUGCUGCUGCAGCGGCUGUUGCGUCCACCAAGCAAAGGAGGGAGGACUUGCCAGAGGACAUUCGCGCCGCUGCGGACGUGGACAUUUUCGCCGACGCCGGCGACAACUACAAGCCGCGCGUGAAGAAGGACAAAGGCCUGGAGCGCAAGCGGGUCGUGAGAUUCAAACUUCCCGGCGAGACAGAUGAAGAAGAAGAUGAGACAGAGAAAGCAGGCGAAGGCGACAACCAUAAAGGUUCAACAGCCGGGGCAGCAGCAGCAGCAUCAGCAGCAGCAGUACACAAGGAGGAGGGAGAGGAGGAUGAACUGGGCCCUGCACCAGGCCCUAGCAUGCCACCUGGGCCAUCAAUGCCUGGUCCCUCCAUGCCACCUGGGCCAUCAAUGCCACCCGGGCCAUCAAUGCCACCUGGGCCAUCAAUGCCUGGUCCCUCCAUGCCACCUGAUGGGGACAUGGAGGAGCCGGCGUAUCCGGACAUGUUUGAUAUGGACGACGAGGAAGACGAGGCGGAGGCUGCUGGUGCACAACACCAACAUCAACAGCAGCAUCAACAACCACAACAGCAGCAAGGCGGUGCCGAUGGUGGAGAGGAAGAGGAGGACGACGAUGAGGAGGACGAGUUUGAGCAAGCGCUUUCGGCGAAGAAGAAAGAGCGUGAGCAGCAACAGCAGCGUGUUGAUGCAGCGCAGCAGCAGCAGCGACGACACAUCAAGGCCGCUCAGGCCAUAUACGACAUUGAGGAGGAGGAUGACGACGACGACGAUGACGAGGCGAGUGCCAAGCGGCCGAAGCUGCUCACAAAGCUCAGGCCAAUGGAGGCCGCGGAGUACGACGAGUUCUACGGCAUGGAGGACGACAUGUUCACGACAGCGAUGGACGAGAGCGGAGACGAGGACGAGGACGAGGAUGGCGCAAAGAAGAAGAAAAAGAAGGCAGCAAAGAAGGCCCAGCCAACGCAAAAGCAAACCAAGCAGAUGGAAAAGCAGCGCCUGGAGCGGGACAUGAAGCAACUGGAUGUGAUCUUGAAGGAGCGUGGCUCGUCUGGCAUCUACAAGGGCGACAAGGACUGAGCCCACCACUGUCGUGUGUGUGUGUGUGUGUGUGUGUGUGUGUG
Molecule: messenger RNA, 1941 nt
Organism: Salpingoeca rosetta
Lineage: Eukaryota; Choanoflagellata; Craspedida; Salpingoecidae
Exons: 13
Coding region: 116-1897 (593 amino acids)
Biological process (GO): mRNA splicing, via spliceosome
Cellular component (GO): nucleus
Source: RefSeq, a predicted model, not a curated record